Molecule: messenger RNA, 1236 nt
Organism: Glarea lozoyensis ATCC 20868
Lineage: Eukaryota; Fungi; Ascomycota; Leotiomycetes; Helotiales; Helotiaceae
Exons: 3
Coding region: 1-1236 (411 amino acids)
Source: RefSeq, a predicted model, not a curated record
AUGCCACCAACAACACGAACUAGAACAGGGAAACUACCUACGAAAGUCCUACCUCCAUCCCACGACAUCGAAGAUAUUGAAGAUAUCGAAGACGUCGAGGAAACAGAAGAUAUCGAGAUCAUAAAGCGCAUUGACGAUGGUGAGAUAGACCUAGAUGGCCCAACGCUGAUCGACCCAACACCUCAACCAGAAAGAUUCGUCUUCGAGACAUUCACGACCUUCAAAUCGAAGAAUCACCUCAGAGAUGGACUCAGUCUCGUACGCCAUUUGGGCGGUGGGAAGUACGAAAUCGUCAGUCUCCAACAUUCCAACCCUGAUAUCAUGGGCUCUGAAGAGGUUGGCGAUUAUUUGAGGAGUGAACCGAAAAGAUUGGAGCUUUUCAACGAGGCAAAGGAGGGGUUUGAGGUUUCUAAGGUGAAUAUUGAGCAAGCUGCGGAUAGUGCGAAUCUCAAGAUUUUUCGCUUCUUGAAAUUACCAGCUGAACUUCGGCUUCGUGUAUAUGAUUUCACUGUGAAGGCAGAUGUGCCGCUUAGAUACAAAGCAACAGAUGGCAAAACACAAACAAAGCUGGCUCUCAAUAUCAGAGGAGUCAAUAAGCAAAUCAACCGAGAGUCCUCCAGCAUCUUCUUCAGAAACACAUUUCGAAUCCAGGAAGCGCGCAAACAUUUAGCUAUGUACCGAACUUACCAGGCUAUCAGUCCAAGUUUACGAGAGGUAACAUUCGAGUGGUGGGCUUGGGCCAUCAAGGAUAAAAACGCUUUAGAAUUGAUUGGUACCUUUCCAAACGUCAAGAUCUUCAACUUAGUGGUCACACAAUUUUGCGUCAACAGAGACUUCUUCGCCAACAGCCAGAGACGCCAGUAUUUACAUCAAGAUGUUGAUGGUAUCGACAAUUUCAAGAGAACGAAUGGCUUCGACGCGCUCAUGGCGUUGAGAGGAUUUGAGAAGGUCAACGUCAUCAGCUCCAAGAUGCACAGUCCAGACCGUGAGGUUUCCCUGAAGGAGAUGCUCCGAUUUGAGAAGUUUCUCAAUGAGCACUUGACGGCGCCAAGAGUAGUUCGAACCAAACCCAAGCCCAAGGAUGUUGUCGGUGCAUUGAAGGGUGUAAAGGGUGUAAAGGAUGUUGCCGGUGGGGCACUGAAGAGAAAGCGACGAACUCAAAAUAUGGCGGACGACGGAGACGAGUCGGAGGACUUAAAUUACAAGCCUUCUCAAUCUCGCCGUCGUGCUCGCUAA